AUGGCGGCUCUGUGGCUCCAGUCUGUGUCUCUACUGGUCUUACUGGUUGUAUCGUGGCCCGGCUCCCAGGCCGCCGCCGGCCCUCAGCACCUGUGUGGCUCUCACCUGGUCGACGCUCUCUACCUGGUCUGUGGGGAGCGAGGCUUCUUCUACAACCCCAAGAGAGACGUCGACCCUCUGCAGGGUUUCCUCCCCCCUAAGGCGGGCGGUGCUGCAGGUGCAGGCGGCCAAAACGAGGUUGCCGAGUUCGCCUACAAGGACCAGAUGGAGAUGAUGGUGAAGCGAGGCAUCGUGGAGCAAUGCUGCCACAAACCCUGCAACAUCUUCGACCUGCAGAACUACUGCAACUGA
Molecule: messenger RNA, 351 nt
Organism: Scomber scombrus (Atlantic mackerel)
Lineage: Eukaryota; Metazoa; Chordata; Actinopteri; Scombriformes; Scombridae
Product: insulin
Exons: 2
Coding region: 1-351 (116 amino acids)
Cellular component (GO): extracellular region
Molecular function (GO): hormone activity
Source: RefSeq, a predicted model, not a curated record